AUGUCUACAGAGCGAACUAAAACAUCCCAUACCUCUGAGGAAAGGGGGUGUGGCAGCCAGCAAGUCCUAAGUGGAUCUGAAGCCUCAACUGUGUGCCGUCCUGAGACAGCAUCCUCGGAGAAUAUCAGUUACUCCGCUUGCGAACCUAAGGAUAAAGCUGAGGUCAUACUAAUCGCAGACCUUCGCGAGAAUAACGCAAAUUUCCGUGGAAAUACUGUUGUUGAGUGUCUGACAACAUCACCUUAUCGGGUAAAAGUUAUAGGGAUGUUGUUCUUCUUCAGACAAUGUAAUUUGUACAGGUGGAAAUGCGACCGCUCUCAGUUGGUGAUUACCUUGUGGGUAGCUCGCAAAAUUGAUGGAACUGAAAUAAUUUUGGACUGGAUUGUUGAACGGAAAACGUGGAGUGAUCUCCAUCAAAGCAUCAGAUCGGGACGAUACGAGGAGCAGAAGCAGCGCUUACGUCGUUCUCCUAUGAAGAAUCGUGUUUAUCUGGUGGAAGGAACUCUAACGCCUCAAUACAGUGCUAGUGAGCAGGCUCUCGCAACAACGAUGGUCAUCGAUGGAUUUAUGAUUCAGCGUACCAAAUCACCAUAUGAAAGCGCGCAGUUUUUGCUGCGUCUCACUGAAUACCUUAAAGCGAUGGUUUCAAAGCGUCAGGCAAGUGUUUUCAUUGAACCAGUGAGUGGAAUUACCUUCGAAUGUUUCCAAGGAAUGUCGAAAAAGGCACGUGCUGAGUCAGUGAAAGACACAUGGACUCGGCAAUUGAUGGUAUGCCCUGGAAUGUCAUCUGAUCGAGCACAAAUCGUUGCAAAUCGUUUCCCUUCGAUGAUGUCAAUGAUGGAGUUGUAUUCAUCGUCUCAAAGUGUACAGCCAAAUUCGGUGCUUUCAUCUUCGGUUCCUGGAGUCAGUCAGGCUCUCAGCACUCAAAUGAGCAGGUUCUUCUCGCCGACACUAUAG
Messenger RNA from Ostertagia ostertagi, 957 nucleotides. The record is from the annotation of a GenBank genome assembly. NCBI's taxonomy places the organism in Eukaryota, Metazoa, Nematoda, Chromadorea, Rhabditida, Trichostrongylidae.